AUGCUACUUCUCGUUUUUAUAUCUUCCCUCAGUUUUGUUUCAACCCAAUACCUCAACUUGAACCUGCACAGACAUCAAAGUUGUGCAUGGAGGAAAAGUUCGCACUGGAACCGAAAAAUCGAGUUUCAAGGUGGUCAUUCAGACAAUGGAGCUCUUUUGAGAUCGACUGAGCAAAAAGGAUGCUACGCGAUUAGUGGAAAGGUCAAAAUCCAUGAGGAUAUCAGCGAUGAGCUGCUCAUUUAUUUGUCAGUAUCGACGACAGGAGACACUCAAAAACCACCAGAAGUGUGCCGCGACGCGAAUCCAGAAACUGGAUGUGGAGGUGUUGGAUCAUGCUUGUACUGUCGACCAUGUGAUUCACUUGACUCAUUGACCAAGAUUCUCGGAGCUCAGCUUGUCGUUAAUGGAAAACCAGCUGGAUGCGAACCAUUGAAAAAAGGUGAAUAUGACAAUGUUGAACUACGGUUCUGUUUGCCAAAGUUGGCAGCACUUCUCGAAUGGCAGGGAAUAUCUGAAGAUGCUCUGGAUCAUAUCCUAGCAGCAACUACGCAGGAAGGAAAUGGUCCACCAAAGCUUAGUCUCUUUGUCACUGUCUACUUAUUCGACAAGGAUAUUCGUCCACUCCUUGUUUCUCAAAGAAAACUUGAAUAUCGAAUUCGUGAACUUCGCUCCAUUUCUCCUGAUGAGCAAGUGGAUUCGCAAACCUACUGGAAUCUUCCAUUUAACCAAAUCAUCAAGAAGCAAUCGGUUUUCGUUGGAUGUCACAAACUCUACGGAACAAUUACUUUAACUGAAGAUGUGAAUAUUGCUAAUGAUUUGAGCGCCACUCUUGAGCUUAUUAAGCAUCAGCCAUGCAAAAAUGGAAAGUGGAAUAAGAAGCUUGAAUUUGAAGCUGGAAAUGAUCGCAAGGGACCAAAACAUGAGAAACAAGAAGGAAAACCAAACUGUUUCACUAUUGGUGGGCAAGUCAAUGUUCUUGAGGAUUUUGGAGGAGACUUUUCGAUUUUCCUUGAGCUCAAAAACAGCGCCAAAAAGAAUGCAGUUCCGGAAAGAUGUGUUCGCCAGAAAGAAGACGGAUGUGGUGGAUUUGGAUCAUGCCUUUAUUGUAAUGCUUGCCGCACGUUUGGUGACAAACUUGGAGUUCAGGCACAACUUUUGCUUGAUGGUACUCCGAUCAACUGCGCUGAUGGUUUAAAAAAAGGAAAGUACGAAAAUCUCAAACUUGCUUUCUGUCUUCCAAAUAUAGAAGAUAUCAUUACCUCGCAGGGUCUUACCAAGGAUUCCUUCCUUCAAUUGAUUCAAGCUGAUGAUGCUAAUGCAGUCAAAGCAAUGGGAAUUUUCGCCACUGUUUAUAUUUUCGAUACUGAUGUUAGCAAGCAAAUGCAGACCCAAUUAAAGAUUGAAGACGUUUACAGAAGAACAAAAUACAGUUUCUUUAAGGAUCAACAAUUACCUGGUGAAGUCUAUUGGUCGCUUCCAUUCAAUCAGAUGCUUAAGAAUACCCAGCCAUAUGUCGCAUGUCAUAAGAUCUAUGGAAACUUGAAGAUCAACAGAAAAUAA
Caenorhabditis bovis is the source of this 1560-nucleotide messenger RNA. NCBI's taxonomy places the organism in Eukaryota, Metazoa, Nematoda, Chromadorea, Rhabditida, Rhabditidae. The record is from the annotation of a GenBank genome assembly.